This is a messenger RNA of Rosa rugosa (rugosa rose), 1086 nucleotides long. RefSeq lists its product as uncharacterized. NCBI's taxonomy places the organism in Eukaryota, Viridiplantae, Streptophyta, Magnoliopsida, Rosales, Rosaceae. The record is from RefSeq and is a predicted model, not a curated record. The transcript has 6 exons. Bases 1 to 1086 code for a protein of 361 amino acids.
AUGCAUUUUGAGUUUGACUUAAAUCAACCUCAAAAUCCUAAGCCACGAAAAGUUGAGAAGAAAGCGAAUUCAUAUUUUCAGAAAAAUGAUGUUGUUAUGGGUGUUAUUCCAAGUUCGGUUGAGCAAGAACCUUCUAGUUCUAUAAGAGUUGAGUCUCGUGAAAUUGAUGUUAAUCACAUUGAACGUGAUCCGGGAAAACGCCUUGCAAUCUCAUCAUAUCCUUUAAUGAGCGUGAUGAGAGGUGAUGAUGAAUCUGUUGAGUCAUCUAAUCGUGGAAAUGUUAUUGAGGUGAUGGAUUCCUAUGAGAGAAUGAAUGAGGAAGUUGCAAAAGUCACCUUAGAAAAUGCCUCUCGAAAUGCUACUUAUACUUCACCAAAGAUUCAAAAAGAAAUUCUGAGUAUUCUUGCCAAUAGAGUCAGAAGAAGAAUUCGUGAGGAGGCUAAGUUUUGUUUGCUUGUUGAUGAAGCACUUGAUGAAUCUAAGAAGGAACAAAUGACAAUUAUCUUGAGAUUUGUUGAUUCUCAUGGUAUCAUUAAUGUUGUCGACUCAUCUGCUAAGCGUGUUUCUGAGUUAAAAUCUACUAAAGAAGUUGAAGUUGUGCAACAAAUUGCUGCUGGGGAAGUUGAAACUGGAAAGGGAGCUAAUCAGACAUUUUCUAGUACGAAGGGUCGUCUUGAAAAGUCGAGAGAAGAUGGUUGGGUUGAUUUCUUUGCUAGUGAUGUAUCGUUUUGUGACGCACACACAAUUGAUGCUCCAGAUUUUAGUGCUCGCCGUAUGGAAGAAUUUCAAGAUUUAUACACCCUUUAUGAGUUAUGUCAAGAAUUUGUUAACACAAUUACACCAUUCUUGUUGAUUGAGAGACUAAUCAGUUUAGUGAUGACUCACCCUGUUUCUACGACUAUAACAGAGAGAGCAUUUGCAACCAUGAAGCUCAUUAAGAACCGACUUCAAAGAAAGAUGAGUGAUGAUUUUCUUGCAGAUUUAAUGAUAGUGCAUAUUAAGAGAGAAAUUGUUGAUACUAUUGAUUCAAAUUCGGUUAUCGAUGAGUUUUAUGCUUCAGGUAACCGAAUAGCACAACUUAAGUAG